Daphnia magna is the source of this 1435-nucleotide messenger RNA. RefSeq lists its product as uncharacterized. NCBI's taxonomy places the organism in Eukaryota, Metazoa, Arthropoda, Branchiopoda, Diplostraca, Daphniidae. Gene Ontology annotation, cellular component: tRNA-intron endonuclease complex. The record is from RefSeq and is a predicted model, not a curated record. Gene Ontology annotation, biological process: tRNA-type intron splice site recognition and cleavage. The transcript has 5 exons. The coding region runs from base 202 to 1410 and encodes 402 amino acids.
ACAUAUUGACCUUGACGUUCCGUAGCAUUUAUUUUAUCGAGCGCAGCGGUGGCGCUGUUGGCUAGACACGAAUUUUUGUGAAUUUUUGUUGCAUUCAAAAUUCCUAAUUAGAUAAACAAAGCCGAAAAAAAAUGGCACACGUUUAGAACACGUGGUAAAAUAUAUUACACCUCUUGACACGUGGAAAUUUAUGUCUGUAGAAUGCUCAGUGCCAAAGAGCUUUUAGACUUAAGGUCUAGAAAAGCUCAUCCAAGGAGCCUUCCCACCAUGCCACCAAAAGAUUUCGUACCCACUCAUUCUGCCGAAGAAACAGCAACAAUUAAUGCUAUUGUUGAGGAGAAAAUGACUUAUUUAAAGGAAGAAAGGGCCGAGAGAAGGAAUCUGCUCACAAAAGCUGAUUGGCUUCCUCAAGAAAAAGUAGCUAAAAUUGAAAAAAAGCUUGGCGGUGGCUGGGAUGUUUAUGGAUUUGAUAAGAAUGGCAAGACUUAUCUUCAACCAGAGGAAGCUCUAUUUCUCAUCGAAUUGUCGAAAUUGGAGUUAUGGUAUUCUGGAACCCCAGUCAGUGUUCAACAAGCCUAUCAAAUUCUACUGGUAGAAGAUUUGUGUUCGACUCUCAAGUACCGUGUAUAUUCUCACCUAUGCCGGCAAGGCUAUCGGCUUGUUCGCAGGGUAAAUUCUCCAUCAAUUUCGAUAAAGCGUUCUGGUGAUGCCGUUCAGGUUUCUAGUCCUAAAAGGGUCAGGACGGAUGAACCGUCAAACCACUCAGUCAAAAAUGAAACAAGUGUUAACGUUUCCAGCGAAAAACAAUAUGACUCGAAAUCCAAGUUAUUAUUUGGUUCUUCUGCAGCUGAACCGUCCGAUUAUGAUUGCAUUCCUCAUCUCUUAGCCUCUGCAUCGGAAUCCGUUCUUAUUCAGUUUUCUGAUCUUGAAUUCCUUCCUGAAAGCAUCCGUAACAGGGAAAGUACCUAUGUCAUCAACAAAAAAGAUUUCUUACAUUUUUGUGUAGAUCGGGAAGAAGUUGCGACCAGCAUAAGCUUGGCGUCUACCAACAAUCCCCUUUUUAGCGGGAAAACUAAGCCUCUUUUACUUGGGAAUUUUAUUGGAGAUCCUUACUAUGCCAAUGAUGGAUUGUACAAUCCAACGGACGAGGAACUGAAUCAAAUUGAUGAAGAUGAUCUGCAGAUUUCCUACGAUGUCUAUUCACCCGGUCGGCACUUUCGCAAAUCCAAUCCUGGUACACCAUGCUUCAUGUUGGCCAUUGCCGAAUGGAGCUCAAAUGUACCAAGCCUGUUAUGUUUUGAACGUUUCAAAAGACGUUGUGGCCCUAAAACUGUUCCGUUGGUUGCUGUUUCCGGAGCAGGAUCUGGCAUCUCUUUCUAUCAGCUAAAAGGAGUAGUCAGUCCAAUGUAAACAGUAAAGAUUUGUUUGUAUUUAA